UCACGUUUGUUUAUCGUCAGAAAAUUAUCCGGCAAUGCGGCGCAUGAUGAACAUAACAUUGUAGUUUGUUUUUUUUGGAAUUUAAACUGAAAACGAUUCUUGAAGUUGUGUGUGAGAAAUCUUAAAAUUUCGACUGUUAUUAUAGCAAAGGGAACAACCCGCAAAUCAAUCCAAAAUGUCAACAAGCUCGUUAGCUUCUUGUACCAGCGAUGGAACUACUGGCAGUGGCCCCAAUGGGCUGCCUGUUAACAUCUACAAUGCGUCCAAAGACAUGACAUACGACAAGUGCCCCCGCUGCAAGAUACAGUACGACUGCAUUAAAAGGGCCAACGUUACGAAGAUCCCCCUUAUUUUGAAUUGCAAACACACAGUCUGUGAAGACUGCAUUAAGAGAAUGUGUUUGAGCAAUACUAUGAUGUGCCCCAUCUGUAAGGAAAAAUUCUCAGUCUUCAGAUCACAGAUAGAGUCAUUGUCAGACUUGUUUCAACCUCAUUUUGCACUUAUUGGACAGUUAGUGUGGGUCAAAAAUAGUACAAGUAAGAAGCCGAUGACUUGGGUGUCUACAGGCGUUACCUUGGGAAAUAGACAACAGAUGAGACAUCUAGGCAGUGAUAACAUUGAUGAAUUGGAUUUUGAAGCAGAAGCAAAUUCAGAAGAGAGUGACGAUGAUUAUGAGAAGGUUCAGUUGUCUCUGGUUUUUGAUAAAUGUGCUGAACACAGUGAACAAUUUGUUAAUAUUCAUUGUGAAGAAUGUUAUGCUACGUUUUGUUCAUAUUGCUUCAUUGAAAAUCAUGCAGGUCAUAAAGCCACUUAUUUGUAUAAAUUGACUGAUUCAGAAAUGACCCAGUUGGACAAACUCAAAACUGAUAUAGAAGUAGUGUUAGCCCAGCUGCUGGUAUCCAAAAAGAAAGUAAAGCAAUUGAAGACAUUCGACAUCUCGGAUGUCGAGCAAGAUAUCAAAAGUUAUUUUGCCGAAUUGCACGCUAAACUGCAUUUAGCAGAGCGUAACAUCAGGAAGAGACUCUCGGCAAUGGACCCAGAAGUAGCUGAUUUAGAUGUCAUUAAUACUACACUGAAGUCAGGGAUACAUAGAGUCACACAGUUGCUUAACCAUUUUAACAUGAUCAACACCAGACAACUGAACGUGAGAGCCCUUUUCGAGGAGGCUCAAGACGUUAAAGACAUUUCGUGCAGACUGGUUUCUGAACAAGAAACGUUGCGGCCUAUUGAAUUUGUAGCGGAUGUUUUUGAGGAUAUCGAAGACGUUGUGUGUUUGAAAAAUAUUUGUUCCGUAGAGUACAGUUUACUUCCAAUCGAAGAUUGGAGUAAAGCUCAAGAAAAGUUUGAAUUAGAACAAAUACGGCGAAAAAGCGACUCACAGAAAACUGAACCCAUACCCGAAGCACCUACCGCGAUAGUUAAAUCUUUCAAGCAUGUCGAAAACCAAGCGAAAAAGUUCAAUGAAGGUAAAAUUCGAGUUGUCGUUACGCAUAUUAACGACCUCAAUAGUUUCUAUAUACAAAAAUACACAACUCUUGAUAGUCUCAAAGAAAUGAACGGAGCUAUAGGGAAGAGAGGUCGGAAGAGAGCAGGCAUGGAAGAAUUCAAAAAAGGAGGAAUCUAUGGUGUUUCAUAUCAAACAAAAAAUUCUUGCCAUUGGCGACGAGGAAAAGUCAUAGACAUCUUUAAUAAUGGAGAGAAUAUUAUCUACAAAGUAAAUUUCAUUGAUUAUGGAAAUAGUCAAAAUGUAACCAAAGAUAGGCUAAAAGAAUUAGAUUUACAUACAGUUAAACGUCCACCUUUUGCGUUCGAAUGUAAAUUAACAAAUCCUGAAGCUAGAGUGUUUGAUGACAAAGUUCAUUUACUUCUUCCCCAAAUUAUUGGCCAAAAAGAAUUGUAUCUUACUUUCAUGCACCCUCAAAGUAGCCGCGUUACGGUAUAUGAAGUGGAACUGUUGGUUGCUGCUUCAAACGGAGGUUUUAUUUCUGUCAGAGAUUUAUUAAACAAUACAUCACCGCUGGUACCAGACGCAAAGGAUUCGCUUCUACUGACUGAACUAAAAUUGUUCAAAAACGGUAAAAGAUUCACAGUGGGACAAGAAGAAACCGUUGUGGUUACAUACGUGAGAGAUCCAUUUUAUAUAUGCGUACAACUGUCACACAAUGUUAAAAUUCUGCAAAAAAUGCAAGCUGACUUGGAAAAGUUUUAUAAAGACACGCCCGUUAUUUCUUGUAUCCCCGUAGUUGACAGUGAUGUGAUAGUCAAAUACAGCGACGAAUUUCAAGGGAAUUGGCAUCGGGCGAAGAUCAUAUCUGUCGACGUUGCGUCUAAAAAAGUUGGCGUAUUUUUUGUAGAUUGGGGUCAAAGUACUGUGGUAUCGUGGUCUAAUCUCAGAUUAUUGACAGAGAACUUUAUCAAAGUGGAAUGUCAGGGCAUCAUUGUUAAACUUAGCGAUAUUGAAAGACUAGAUACAUCACAAAAUUGGACUGAGGAGGCUACAGAUUUUCUCCGCGAACAACUGAACAAAAAUAAGGAAUGCCGAAUGGUUGCUAGUGGUGUGGAACCACUUCAGGUGGCUCUGUUUCAGUUGUGUCCGUUGUCAGAUAUUUGCUUGAAUUCGCUGUUAGUGGAAUCCGAGCAUGCCAUUUCGACCGGCACAAUCUCGCAAACAGUGUUUUGGCCCCACGCGAUUCAAGAGCUUCCCCAGGACGAUGAUGACAUGUCAUAUCAAAUGAUGAAAAAGUCGGAAGAGGUUAUCAUGGACGGAUACGAAGAUAUUCAUUUAAUGACAGGAUUAAAACUACAGGUUUACGUGAUUCGUUUUGAUAGUCCCGAUCUCAUUUACAUAAAAUUUGCCAAAUAUAAGGAAACCGAAGACGAAAUGCACAAAGAAAUGCAAAUACACUAUUCAAAAAGCAAACUCAAAACAAGAAGUUCUUGGAAGCAGGGAGAGCACUGUAUCGUAUUCGAUGAAGAUCACAGUGAUUAUUUCAGAGCUGUGAUUAAAUCCGCAUCUGAUAGUAACAACUACGUAGUUUACCUCUACGACCACGUCAGGGAAUUAAAAGUCAGUAAAAAAAUAAUCUUCGAACUGGAUCCGUAUUUUCGCAGUUACCCAUGUUAUAUUUGUAAAUGCCGUUUGACUAACAUCAGACCGGCUGGAGAUCCAGGAAAAUGGAGCCAUACAGCUAUAGAAAUGCUAGAAAAGAUCUUUAAUACGUACACCACAUUUCAUGUUAAGAAAAUCGAGAAGAAUACUAAUGACAAAAUGAUAGGUGUGAUUAUGUGGUACAGUGUAACGACUCCAGCGAAAGCUCUUCAGCCUGCAAAGAUUAAAUACGUUUCCAUAAAUCAGUCCUUGCUUGAAAGUGGACUUGCUUUUAGUGCAUCUAGUCUAACAAAUGGACCGUCUGCAGGUACUGAACCUAAUAAUUGUGAUGAUAGUGAUAUUGAGAAAAAUAAGAAACAGAACUGGUAUGACAUAAUCUGUGAAGAUGAGCGGUAUAAAGACGCUGACAAACCGGAUAUGCAUGACAUGUCUCAAGUAAAAGAAGAAAUUUGUAUAAUUACGCAACAGAGUUGGCCAAAACCUUUUAAAUUUAAAAGCAAAGAGUUCGAUGCUACUUUGACAUGUGUUGUUGAUCAAGGAAUCUUCUUAAUACGUACUGAAGAUGUCCAAAAUCUAUACUUGGACGUAGAAACUGAGAUGAAUGAUGCAUUCGAAUCUGCGACGUUAUUAUCUAAUGCAAAUAGUACUUGGAAAGUCGGCGAUAUGUGUACAAUCGCGUACGAUGGUAAAUGGUACAGAGGAUCAGUAUUAGAACUGUUAGAGGAUGAUACAGUUAGUGUAGAGAUGGUAGAUUUUGGUAGCGAACACGUAGUUCCUAUAAAAAGUUUAUACAAAAAUAUAAUGUUUCCCGAUAUUCCAACUUUGGUUAAUAAAAUACAGUUAUACGACGUACAUUCCAGUUACGGUCAUUGGAGAGGCGAAGACGUAGACAAAGUGUUGAGGAUUGUUACAGAUCAGGUGCGAGUUGAAAUUAAGGGUGAUAAGGACGUUGAAGUGCCGUUGGCGGAAAUCUACUUAGACAAUGGCUUAAGCUUGAAUGACAUGAUAACACAAGUUUGUCCACAUAUGAAACGUCGAGAGUGCAGUGUUGUUCUGGGCAGCGUUGACGAUUUGGACGUUAGCGUCGACGACAUGAGCAAGGAUGCCACAAGUGAGAAAACAAGUGCCAAGUUAAAUGGUGGAUAUACCUACGUUUGGGUGCCGUCGUCGUUUGAUGAAAAGCAAAAAAUGUUUGUUGCUGGAAUUUUAAAAUGGGAUCUCACUUACAACGUGGUUUUAAGUAGUGCAGAAGAUAACACAAAAACACCAGAAUUCAUUCGAUUAUGUGAAACGGUUCAGAUGCAUGUUGGAAAUCAAGCGAAUUUAUCAAAAAUUGAAAUAGAUACUGCGUGUAUUUGUCUUCACCCCCAGAAAAAUACGUGGUGUAGAGCUAUGGUUUAUGACGUUGAUAGUUUGAAAUUUGGAUUUGUGUUGGCAUUCUUUGUUGAUUAUGGUAUGGUAGAAAUGGUUCCUAUCUCUAGUUUAAAAGAAAUUCGAUCUGAUUGGUUAGAAUUUCCUGUUCAUAUGCAAAUUGCUGCUAUAAAUGUUCAAUUAUUGCAAAACAACCAAGCAGAAUACAUGUUAGCGCAAUUAAAUAAUUUACAUGGUAAAUCUGUUUUAGUAGAAGUAGUGACAGAAGUACCGUUAAAAGUUCAUUUGUAUGAUGACAAAGCUUUGUGUUAUCAAAAAUUCCUUGAUAAUGGUAUUAUGAAAGCAUUGUAGGUUAAAAAUGAUUUUCCGUGUACAGAAUUUUUUCUUUGUCUUCUUUAAGGUUUGAAUGUUUUUUUACUUUUAUUUGUAUUUAUAAUAAUAUAUUCUUUUUUGUCA
Molecule: messenger RNA, 4936 nt
Organism: Zophobas morio
Lineage: Eukaryota; Metazoa; Arthropoda; Insecta; Coleoptera; Tenebrionidae
Gene: qin
Product: qin
Exons: 15
Coding region: 176-4831 (1551 amino acids)
Molecular function (GO): zinc ion binding
Source: RefSeq, a predicted model, not a curated record